Molecule: messenger RNA, 1695 nt
Organism: Huiozyma naganishii CBS 8797
Lineage: Eukaryota; Fungi; Ascomycota; Saccharomycetes; Saccharomycetales; Saccharomycetaceae
Exons: 1
Coding region: 1-1695 (564 amino acids)
Molecular function (GO): NADH dehydrogenase activity
Source: RefSeq, a predicted model, not a curated record
AUGUGGAAAACUCCAAGUUGCAAGUUGUCCACUCACCUUGGUGUUAGGGUUUGUGAACGGCAGUUUAGUGUAUUCAGUUUUGUGAAACAGAGGUCUAACUUACCAGAAAUUAAGCCAGAGACUAAAGUUACAAAGAUGCCCUCCCGUUUUGGUAAAUACACUCGUACCGGGUUCCGGUAUGCCCUGUACGCUACAUUAGGUGCUACGGUAUUUUUUUCGUACAGUCUUUACAGGGAACUGCACCCCAGUAAGCGAAUUCCGCAAACCCCAACAUUCCCGAAUGGACAACCGAAGAAAACUUUGGUUGUUUUGGGCACGGGUUGGGGGGCUGUCUCUCUGUUGCAAAGUUUGGAUACCACCAUGUACAAUGUUGUCGUGAUAUCCCCCAGAAAUUAUUUCCUGUUCACUCCAUUGCUGACCUCCACACCCAUGGGCACAGUCAACUUGAAAUCCAUUGUGGAGCCGAUAAGGGCAAUCCUUGGACGGAGUAAAGGUGACGUGAAAUUUUACGAAGCUCAAGCUAUCGACGUGGACCCAGCGCAAAAGAAAAUACUGGUGAGAUCUGCCGUUGGAGAUAAAAAUAAUAAUGGGAAUGAAUCCAUCAGUGGUGAUCUCAAGUUGCCCGACCAUGGUGUCAAAAAUAUUUCAUAUGAUUAUUUGGUCGUGAGUGUUGGAGCCGAGUCUACUACAUUCAACAUCCCGGGUGUUCAAGAGAAUGCAUAUUUCAUGAAAGAGGUUACAGAUGCAGAGAGAGUCAGAGCACGAAUUUUGGAUAAUAUUGAAAAGGCCUCCUUCCUGCCCGUGGGUGAUACUAGAAGAAAACAGUUACUUAAUUUUCUGGUAGUUGGUGGAGGCCCAACAGGUGUGGAGUUUGCUGCUGAGUUGCAGGAUUUCGUCAAGCAAGAUUUAAAGAAGUGGCUACCUGAGCUGUCCAAAGAAGUCAAAAUCUCCUUGGUAGAGGCUUUGCCCUCCAUUUUGAAUAUGUUUGAUCAGUCCUUGAUUGACUAUACCCAAACGCUUCUCAAACAUGAGAAUAUUGACCUAAAGCUAAACACAAUGGUGAAAAAGGUGACCAAAAACUCCAUCGUCGCAAGCAACGAGGGUAAAGAGGUUGAAAUUCCGUAUGGGUUACUGGUGUGGUCAACUGGUAAUAAGCCAAGAGUCCUGACGCAGAAAAUCAUGUCAAAAUUAGAAGAGCAGACAGAUAGACGUGGACUUUUGAUCAAUGAUAAUCUGCAGUUGCUGGGUGCAGAGGACUCCAUAUAUGCGCUCGGUGAUUGUACUUUUCAUCCAGGAUUCGUGCCAACAGCGCAGGUAGCAUAUCAGGAAGGUCGAUAUUUGGCCAAAACUUUAGAAGCCUUGUUUAAAGUUGAACAAAUCAAAUGGGAACUCGACAACAACCAGGAGCUGCCCACAAAAAAGAUCGUUCGUCUACAAAAAGAGUUGAGUAAGCAUGAAUCAAGCAUCGUUGCCUUCCAGUACUCUCAUAUGGGGACUUUAGCGUACAUCGGGUCAGAAAAGGCAAUUGCCGACCUAAACAUUGCUGGAUCACAAUACAAAUUAUCCGGAGGGCCUCUUUUAUAUUGGUUUUGGAAGUCAGUUUAUCUGACAAUGUGUAUUUCUUUGAGAAAUAGGGUCAUGGUCACGGCAGACUGGAUAAAUGCUUACAUCUUCGGAAGAGAUUCAUCAGUCUGA